UCCCGCUGCAGCUCCCGGUGCCGCCCCGCUCCGCCCCGCCGGGCCAUGGCGUUCACGCUCUACUCUCUGCUGCAGGCCUCGCUUCUCAUCGUCAAUGCCGUGGCCGUGCUCCACGAGGAGCGCUUCCUCCGCCACGUUGGCUGGGGAAGCGAUCAAGGGAUUGGAGGAUUUGGAGAGGAACCAGGAAUUAAAGCACAGCUGACAAACCUCAUUCGAUCAAUACGAACUGUUAUGAGAGUGCCAUUAAUAGCCCUGAACUCCAUCACAAUCGUUCUCCUCCUGUUGUUUGGCUGAAGACACCCGGUAGAAAUCCUUUGGACAUCCAAAGAAACCAGUUAUUGACCACCACUGCUCUGAUUUCCCUGGGAUCCAGCACGGUUUAGCUGUCAAUCUGACAUUCAACUUAAAAUAAAAAAAAGACACUGUUUCUAUUUAUCCCACUUCCUAAUGUUCCCUUGCAGUUUCAUUAAGCAGGAUCACGGGAUCAAUGCAACAACAGUGCAAACACAUUGGACUGUGACCAGUUCUGUUGCUGCCUGUUCAUAGUGUUGAUUAAUUAUUAGAAUAAAUGUCAUAGGAUGUUGCAUUGACUGGCAAUGGGAUGCAGCUCUUAAAUGCCUCGUUACUCAGGGAUGAAUUUCCUUCAGUACGCUCUGAAAUUUGUUUUUAAAAUGAGGAAAACAAUGUGCUUGUUUUCAUUUCAGUUACUGCCAUGGAGCUGUUUAAGAGAACAUGCGUUAGGCGCUGAAAAUGUGUUGUAAAGAAUACUUGUUAUAAAGGAUUGAAGUCCAGCUGUGAUAUGGAGGGAGAUAACCUGAAUCAGGACUUUACCCAGCUGGUUUUAACAUUGAAAGCUGAGUUUUCCUGCUUUGACUGGGGAUUUUGUCUUCAAAUCAGUAUUUCGUACUGAUGGUGAAGUCAGUUGCAAAUGGGUGCAACUGCAGUGCAAAAUUUAAAAAAUUAAAAAGUAAGAAAAAAAGAGCUGUACCUAAAGCUGGGCAACUCUGUGUUAACUUUGGGGAUAUUAGUAAUUAGGAUUUGUUACUCUUCUGACAAGGAUUGUUAUUAUACUUUUUAAAAUAUGUAUUAAACUUCUGCGUGGUGAUUACUGUGGUCGAAGUGGGGAACCAUUUGUAUUCUGAGCUUUCUGGGAAACAGGGGAGAUGAAUACCCUGCGCUUUUCAAAUGCAUUUCUUUGUGAAAAACCCGCGAAUUUGCAGCCUCUUCUGUUACUGUUUCUUACCCCUGCCCUCCAUCAUAAUUUUUUAAAUUAACUGCUCUGAAAGUGCAACUCUCUAUGUGUGACUUGGAAGUUCUGUCACAGAGAAUGCUCCUAAUUGCUCUCCUACCAGUCUUAUCUCAAUUAAGACUGAAUUGGAAAAGGUGAUUCUCAUGUGUCUUUUUAGAGAAGUUAGAAUUCUUUGUUCCUCUGCUUAAAGUGUUUUACUUUAAUUUUAAAGAGGGGAGGUCAAGGGAAACCUGGCAGUUUCAUUAUUUUAAAGCAGUUUAGUUGAUCAUCUCCCAACUUCUUGAGGAAUAAAGCAUAUGCUGAAGAAUCUGUAAAACAUGCACAUGCAUUUAAUUAUCUUCAGUCACAGGGGUUUUUUUUUGUUUUUUUUUUUUUUGCAGAGUAAAAAAGGAGAGAGUUACGUGUUUCUUCUUUUCUUAGUGAUUUUUAUAAAAAAAUCCUGAAUUUCCAAGUUAAGCAGUCUUCUAACUCUCUCUGUGUGUACGAUGGGGAUACAUCAUCAAAACUCUGCUUCAUCCUGUUCCAGAUACCAGAGUUACUGCUCUUAUGAAAUGCAUAAUUUUUCCCUCAUCCCUGUGGCACUUGGCACUAUCACCACUGCUGCAGAGCUGUAUUUUGGUUUAUGUAGCAAACCCAAUGAGACGUGGGAGAGGGCAAAGCAGGAUCUUUGAAUUUUAAAAUGUGUGGAUCUGUUAGAAGUAAUUUCUUUAUGAUCUCUGUGCCAGAAGGCGACGAGGGUACAGCCUGGCACAGUUGCUUUCACAGAUCUGUCUUUCGUGGAAACGAGGCAAUGCCUGUGUGGAACAUUUUGUAUUCCUACUAAAUUUUUUUCAGGAAGAAAAGCAGCGGUCAAUGUUUCCGUGGCUGUGGCACUGGGAGUGAGUGCUGAAGGAUUGUGAGGCAUGGCGUGUCUGUAACUCCACUUCCUCAUCCGUUGUCUGUCAGAACUUAAUUCCUUCUUACUGAAAUAAAAGCCAGUACUAAAGAUUGCAAGCAGCAGCUUUAAAAUAAAACGGGUGAAAAGUGUUUUGGUUUUUUUUUUUUUUUUGUUUUUUUUUUUUUUUCCUCCUUGCUGUGCUUCCAGAGGGGCUGCAGGCACACGUGCAGGGAGAAGGAGCAGUGGGAAAACUGGGGCGAGUUUCACCUGACAGGUGAAAAAUAGGGAUUCAAAGUGAGGCAGCAGCUGAGGAUCGAACAGGGAGAGGGCGAGGGGAGUGCAGGGACAGCUGGGGAAUAACCACGCUGCUGCUGUCCCCUCCUGUGGCUUCCAGCAGUUCUGGAACAGCUCUGCGGC
Messenger RNA from Cinclus cinclus, 2543 nucleotides. It is a transcript of the gene IER3IP1, whose product is annotated as immediate early response 3 interacting protein 1. The transcript has 3 exons. Lineage: Eukaryota; Metazoa; Chordata; Aves; Passeriformes; Cinclidae. Gene Ontology annotation, cellular component: Golgi membrane; COPII-coated ER to Golgi transport vesicle; endoplasmic reticulum membrane. The record is from RefSeq and is a predicted model, not a curated record. Bases 46 to 294 code for a protein of 82 amino acids. Gene Ontology annotation, biological process: endoplasmic reticulum to Golgi vesicle-mediated transport.